Molecule: messenger RNA, 2535 nt
Organism: Elgaria multicarinata webbii
Lineage: Eukaryota; Metazoa; Chordata; Lepidosauria; Squamata; Anguidae
Gene: ATP6V0A4
Product: ATPase H+ transporting V0 subunit a4
Exons: 20
Coding region: 1-2535 (844 amino acids)
Biological process (GO): vacuolar acidification; proton transmembrane transport
Cellular component (GO): vacuolar proton-transporting V-type ATPase complex; vacuolar proton-transporting V-type ATPase, V0 domain; plasma membrane
Molecular function (GO): proton-transporting ATPase activity, rotational mechanism; ATPase binding
Source: RefSeq, a predicted model, not a curated record
AUGGUGUCUGUGUUCCGGAGCGAAGAGAUGUGCCUGUCCCAACUUUUUCUCCAAGUGGAGUCUGCCUAUUGCUGCGUUUCAGAACUUGGCGAGUUGGGCCUGGUUCAGUUCAGAGAUUUGAACGCAAAUGUGAACAGCUUCCAAAGAAAGUUUGUGAAUGAAGUAAGAAGAUGUGAAUCCUUGGAAAGGGUCCUUCGCUUUCUGGAGAGUGAAAUGGGAGAGGAGAUUCCGCUUCUUAAGCCUGGGAAAUAUCCAGAGACUCCACUACCUCGAGAAAUGAUUGACCUAGAGGCAGUUUUGGAGAAACUGGAAGGUGAGCUGCAAGAGGCCAACCAGAACCUGCAGGCCUUGAGGCAGAACUUUCUAGAACUCACUGAACUAAAACAUCUCCUGAAGAAAACUCAGGACUUCUUUGAGACUGAAACUAAUUUGCCUGAUGAUUUCUUCAACGAAGACACCUCAGGACUGUUGGAGUUAAGAAGCACUCCUGCAGCAGUUGCUGCAAAACUGGGAUUCAUAGCUGGUGUGAUAAAACGGGAAAGGUUGGUGCCUUUUGAACGUUUGCUGUGGAGAGCCUGCCGGGGAAACAUCUAUCUGAGGUUCAGUGAAAUGGACACGUUCCUGGAAGAUCCAGUCACUAAAGAAGAGAUGAAAAAGAAUGUGUUCAUUAUCUUCUAUCAAGGGGAGCAGCUCAGACAGAAAAUCAAAAAGAUUUGUGACGGAUUCCGUGCCACGGUGUACCCCUGUCCAGAGUCAGCUGGAGAACGCCGAGACAUAGCUGAUGGCGUGAAAACAAGGAUUGAGGAUCUAAACACAGUGAUCACCCAAACAGAGUCUCACCGCCAAGGGCUGUUGAUGGAAGCGUCUGCAAACCUGUGGAGCUGGGCCAUCAAGGUGAAGAAAAUGAAGGCCAUCUACCACAUCCUGAACUCAUGCAACAUCGAUGUCACCCAGCAGUGCGUCAUUGCCGAGAUCUGGUUCCCCGUGGCAGACGCAGGCAGGAUGAAGAGGGCUCUGAAUAAAGGAAUGGAACGGAGCGGCUCUACAAUCAACCCAAUCCUGACCACUGUACAGACCAAGAUGGCUCCUCCUACCUUCAACAGAACCAAUAAAUUCACCACGGGUUUUCAGACCAUAGUAAACGCAUAUGGUGUGGGUAAUUACAGAGAGAUGAAUCCAGCCCCCUUCACUAUAAUUACCUUCCCCUUCCUGUUUGCGGUGAUGUUUGGUGAUUGUGGUCAUGGGGCGGUUAUGCUGGGCUUUGCUCUUUGGAUGGUCAGCAACGAGAAGUCCAUUUUAGCCCAGAAGAGCAACAGUGAGAUCUGGAACACCUUUUUCGGUGGCCGCUACCUGAUCCUUCUCAUGAGUAUCUUCUCCAUCUACACUGGCUUUAUCUACAAUGAUUGCUUCUCCAAGUCAUUCAACAUAUUUGGGUCUUCCUGGCAUGUCCGCCCCAUGUUCGACAAUGGCAAAUGGACGGUGGACAUGCUUCAUACAAGUCCAUUUUUCCAGCUGGACCCAAACAUAUCAGGAGUGUACUCUGGAAACCCCUACCCUUUUGGAAUUGAUCCGGUCUGGAACAUUGCAAACAACAAGCUGACAUUCUUGAACUCCUACAAAAUGAAGAUGUCCGUCAUCAUGGGGAUCACUCACAUGGUCUUUGGGGUGGUGCUCAGUCUCUUCAACCAUGUUUAUUUCAAGAAAACUGUCAACAUCAUCCUGCAGUUCAUUCCAGAGAUGAUCUUCAUCCUCUCCCUCUUUGGUUACCUCGUUUUCAUGAUUAUUUUCAAAUGGUGCAAGUACGGCGCCGAGGAUGCCCAAAUCGCCCCGAGCAUCCUCAUCCACUUCAUCAACAUGUUUCUGUUCAGUUACAAUGACGCGUCAAAUCCUCCCCUCUACGAGCAUCAGCAAGAAGUGCAAACCUUCCUGGUCAUUUUUGCCUUGAUUUCUAUUCCUUGGAUGCUCCUGAUUAAGCCCUUCAUCCUUCGAGCCGAUCACCAGAAAGCUCAGCGUAUGCUGUUUUCAGCUGGACUGUCGGAGAGUCCUGCUGGUGAUAUUGAGGUAGAGAUCAUGGAGUCUAACCACUCUAAGAAGGGGAAGCUAGAAGACCACAGUGGUGGUGGUCAUGGAGGACAUGAUGACCAUGAGGAAGAGUUCAACUUCGGAGACAUCUUUGUCCACCAGUGUAUUCACACCAUUGAAUAUUGUCUGGGCUGCAUUUCCAACACAGCUUCCUACCUUCGGCUCUGGGCGCUUAGUCUGGCUCAUGCACAGCUUUCAGAGGUCCUCUGGACCAUGGUGAUGAAGAAUGGGCUCAACUUUUCUGGAUGGGCAGGACUCAUCGUGGUCUUUGUCAUUUUUGCUGUCUUUGCUGGUCUGACUAUAGCCAUUCUACUUAUCAUGGAGGGCCUCUCGGCCUUCCUGCAUGCACUAAGGCUUCACUGGGUAGAGUUCCAGAACAAAUUCUACGCUGGGGCAGGUUAUGCAUUUGCACCGUUCUCCUUUAAGACCAUCAUAGAAGGAACAGAAGAAUGA